This is a messenger RNA of Electrophorus electricus (electric eel), 1397 nucleotides long. It is a transcript of the gene tpma, whose product is annotated as alpha-tropomyosin. Lineage: Eukaryota; Metazoa; Chordata; Actinopteri; Gymnotiformes; Gymnotidae. The record is from RefSeq and is a predicted model, not a curated record.
GCACUGUGAAACUUAUCGGCCCUUGGAACAUAUUUCACAGCUCUCAGUGGGACUGAGUUUGCACUCCAGCUCAGCAUUCAGUUUGGUGCAGACGCUCUUCUCUUCUCUCCACCCCGUUAGCAGAACUCUACGCAGCCAUGGACGCCAUUAAAAAGAAGAUGCAGAUGCUCAAACUGGACAAGGAGAAUGCCUUGGACCGGUCCGAGCAGGCUGAAGUGGACAAGAAGGGAGCAGAAGACAAAUGCAAACAGCUGGAGGACGACCUGGUCGCUCUGCAGAAGAAACUUAAGGCCACCGAUGAUGAGUUGAGCAAAUACGUUGAAAACGUGAAAGAUGCUCAGGAGAAACUGGAAAAUGCAGAGAAGAAAGCCACAGACGCCGAGGGCGACGUGGCUUCCCUGAACAGGCGUAUCCAGCUGGUUGAAGAGGAGCUGGACCGAGCCCAGGAGCGUCUGGCCACUGCACUGCAGAAGCUGGAGGAGACAGAAAAAGCUGCUGAUGAAAGUGAGAGAGGCAUGAAGGUCAUUGAGAACAGAGCCGUGAAGGACGAGGAGAAGAUAGUACUCCAGGAAGGUCAACUCAGAGAGGCCAAGAACUUUGCUGAGGAAGCUGACCGCAAAUACGAGGAGGUGGCUCGUAAGCUGGGAACUGUUGAGAAUGAUAUGGAGCGUGCAGAGGAGAAGGCUGAACUGGCUGAAGGUAAGUGCUCUGAACUGGAAGAAGAACUGAAAACAGUGACCAACCUCAUGAAGUCUCUUGAGGCCCAGGCUGACAAGUACACGCUGAAGGAGGACAAGUAUGAGGAGGAGAUCAAGGUUCUCACUGAGAAACUAAAGGAGGCAGAAACACGUGCUGAGUUUGCUGAGAAAUCAGUCGCCAAACUUGAGAAGACUGUUGAUGAAAUAGAGGAUGAGGUUUACUCUCAGAAACUCAGAUUCAAAGCCAUCAGUGAGGAGCUGGACCACGCCCUCAAUGACAUGUCCUCCAUAUAAAGUGUGUAUGUUUCCUCUCUGCCUGGCACCAGCUGGUUGGCCCCUCACUCUCUUCUUCAGCAUUUCUCUUUUUGCUGCUUUCUGAUGUUUCACAACACAUCCUAAGUGAGGAUGGGGCGCCCACCUUUGACAUCCCAUCUGUUGUAUAGAACUUUGACUUAUUUCCCUUUCCAUAAAGUAAUAAAAGAACACCUUUUUCUGACUCCUCCACUCUCUUUAAGUUUGUCUUAGUUUUUCUUAUUUACUUUAUUUAUUGUUGAGAAGCUUGAAUAAAAUCUAUAAAAGCUCUUCUCGCCAACCCAUGUUCCAUUUUCUGUUUUGACUGCUUCUGCGCUCUUAUUCUAAUGAACAUGAUAAGUUUACGGUUUUCCUUUGGCAAUAAAAUCCGUUGUACCUUCUAAGAGA